UAAAGUGAAAACAAUCCUUCACUUUCCUUCAUUUCAUGCUUCAGCGAGUCUGUGAGGCUUCAAGCGUUAAAUAAAAGACGUCUGUGUUUGUAACAGUGUUCAUUAUAAUAACUCAUAUAGGUUUUAUUUGUUUCAUAAGCAUAUCUGUUCAUAUUUCAGUGUAAAUCUCUGCCUAAAGGCAGAGUCCGGGCUGAUUUAGAGAUUUGGAGCAUUAGAAAACUCCAGCUAUGAGGCCAAAAACAAAAUAACUCUUCAACUCUUUUACACAUGAUCAUUAUUUUGCUCGUAACAGUUUAUUUAUGCUUGUAGACUUGUGUCUUGCCAAGCUGUGUUAGGUUUUUUCACGAUCAUAAAGACUUUAUCAGUUCAUUAUUAAUAAUUAAAAAAAAGUCUUGUAAAAAAUGCAAACUUAAAAGUAAUGCUACUUUUCCAUUUAAUAAGUUGUUAUUAAUGUUUAAUAAUUCUACAAGCAUGUCCUAAUAGCACACGUACAACACAGAGAUCUAUUGAUGACUGAUCUAUUUCCUCAGCUUUAUGUUUAAUAAAAGCAGCAGCCUCUUCUGUUGAUCUCUGCAGUGCGCAGUGGUUUAUACUGAUUAAACUGAUCACUGAUCUGAGAAACUUAUUAUAUACUUAAAACAAUUAAACCCCAGAAAAUGAAAAACAUCACUGUGUGCUGAAAAAAACUUAUUAAAUAUAUGUUUAGAGUUGUAACAUUAAAUAAAUAGACAAAUAACAUGACAGGCAGAAAUUAAUUAUGACAGAUUUUUUUACGAACAUACCCACUGUUUGUCCAGUGCAGCCUGAUAAAACUGAUUCACGUGUCAAGUGAGACACAGAUAAUGUGACAGCUGAAAAUGCAAAGCUAGACUCACCUGAAACAGUACCAAAUGUUCAUAAUUGUUUAUAAUUAGCUUAUGUAGAUUAAAUCACAACUUUUAAAUCAAAAAUAAAGUCUGCGUGGUGAUAAAUGUAAUUAAUAAUCUCAUUUGUAAGAACUACACCUCCAAAUCACCCGUAAUUCCCCUCAAUGCAUCAUCAAGCCUAGUGUUGUUUACCUCUAACCAGUUCUGUAACAAAGCAAAAGUGAAAGCAGCUAAACUGAAAGUGACUCUUCUCUUCGGGUUUGUCCAAUCUAAUCUCCUCUCAACUACAGUAUUUGUUGAUUUAAUCUGCUCUUUUUGUUUUGUGUAAAGCAUUAAGUUUAUCCAGUAAACCGUGUGUGUUUGGAGGAUUCUCUAUCAUUAAAGAUGGCGGAGGGAGCUUCACCACUUACAGUUGAUGCAGUGAUGCGGAUUGUCCUGAUGGGCAGGAAAGGUUCUGGGAGAAGCUCAUCUGGAAACAGCAUACUGGGAGAAAACAGGUUUACAGAGCAGGAGUGUGAGCUUAGUGAGGGUCAAACACAGAUCGGGCACAGACGGGUUCAUGUGCUGGACUGCCCAGAUGUGCUGGAUCCAGAUGUGGAUAAAGAGAAACUGCAGGAGCAGCUGCUGUCUGCAUGUUCAGCAGGUCUUAGUUCAGUUCUGCUGGUCGUGCCUUUAGUGAAGAAGCUGGAAAAUGAACAGGAGAUGCUGGAGUUUAUUAAAGAUCUGUUUGGUCCUGAAGUUUUGAAGUGCAUCAUGAUCCUGGUUACUCAUGAAGAUGAGGAUGAGGCCAGAGUUUCUCAACUUCUACAACAAAAAGUCAACGUGGAUCUUCAGCAGCUGCUGACUGAAUGUGGAACAAAAUAUCACUGUAUAAAUAACAAGAGAAGAUCAGAGGAGCAGAGAAUACAUCUGCUGCAGAAGAUUGAGGGAUUGAUGAAGGAGAACAGAGGAAAAUUGGUCAAGAGGAGGAGAGGCAGCAUGGGCAGCUUUGUCAACUUUUCAGGAUUGUAGUCUCCGGCUGCAGAUCCAGACUCAUCCUGAGAGGAAUAACAGAUCAGAUCCGGUUCUGCUGGGAGAAAACUCUGUCUUUUCAGAAAUGUGGUUGAUAUCCUCCUUCAGCUCAAACUCUGUGGUCAACAUGUGCUGAAACUAUUCUUUAAAAUGUGUUAAACAAUCCCCAAUGAAGCUCAUCAAAUGUCAGCUGAAGUAGUUUUCUGAACAGUGAGAAACACAAACUAUCAUGACAAACUGAGUGAUGACGGCCAGACAUUAUCAGCAGCAGAACUCUGAUGUUUGCUAAAUGGAGGAUGGGUUUUAACAUGAUGAGGGAUAUUGAUAAACGGCCUUGUUUAUUGUUGUAUGUGUUUGCUAUAGUCACUACAGCAGUGUCUGAUGAUGCUGGUGCUGGAAUAAUCCACUGUAGAGCAGUGUUAUAAAGGUGACUAGUGAAAGAAAUGUGUGCGUGUGUGUACGUGUGCGUGUGCGUGUGCGUGUGUGUGUGUGUGUGUGUGUGUGUGUUAAACCACUAAACUAUCUUCACAGCAUGUAUAUAUCACUGCUUUCUGCUGAGCUGAACUGUAGAUUACAGUAAUCGUCUGUAUUGUGUGAAUGCAGUUUUCAAUAUUUCAUGGUUUCAGGUGUUUUGUGUAUUCUGUGGCUCAAAUUAACUCACUGUAUCAUUAAUUCAUUAAUUUUUAUAUUGAAAUUAAGGCAUCAUCCAAUGUUUUUUAUAUGUUUUGUAUUACAGGUUUGUUAUU
This is a messenger RNA of Danio rerio (zebrafish), 2623 nucleotides long. The record is from RefSeq and is a predicted model, not a curated record. NCBI's taxonomy places the organism in Eukaryota, Metazoa, Chordata, Actinopteri, Cypriniformes, Danionidae.